Messenger RNA from Racocetra persica, 138 nucleotides. NCBI's taxonomy places the organism in Eukaryota, Fungi, Glomeromycota, Glomeromycetes, Diversisporales, Gigasporaceae. The record is from the annotation of a GenBank genome assembly.
UCUCUCAAUGGUGAUACUAAAAAAUGUAUUAUGGAAUGGGUGAAUAUUGUUCGAGCAAAACAUAGUUCAGAUGAUGUUGAUAGCGAUGAUGAUUAUAAUAUAGCUUAUUAUGGAAACCCUCUUCUUAUAAUUGAAUGA